Messenger RNA from Chroicocephalus ridibundus (black-headed gull), 1996 nucleotides. RefSeq names its product ubiquitin protein ligase E3D (gene UBE3D). Gene Ontology annotation, biological process: protein monoubiquitination; protein autoubiquitination; proteasome-mediated ubiquitin-dependent protein catabolic process. Gene Ontology annotation, cellular component: ubiquitin ligase complex; nucleus; cytosol. Bases 61 to 1386 code for a protein of 441 amino acids. The transcript has 10 exons. The record is from RefSeq and is a predicted model, not a curated record. Gene Ontology annotation, molecular function: ubiquitin protein ligase activity; cyclin binding; ubiquitin conjugating enzyme binding. Lineage: Eukaryota; Metazoa; Chordata; Aves; Charadriiformes; Laridae.
CGGGCGGCGGAAAAGCCGGUGUCUUCCCGCGCGGGCGGCCGGAGCCGUUCCAUUGCCGGCAUGGCGGGAGGGUUCCUGUUGGAGAUCAGGCGGGGGACGCAGAGCGCCUUGCUGGUUAUCCGCGAGGCCGACCCCACGAGCUCGGCGCUGGACGUCUCGGUGGCUGCCGACUGCCUGGCGGUGAGGAGCGGCGGGCGCUCGGUGGCGGCGGCGGCGCUGCCGGCAGAGGUCAGGCUGGCCCCGUCCUCCACCCGCGGCCUGCGCCGCCUCCCCGGCGACGGCCUCCACCUGCGCAUGCGCCUGCGCCUGCGCCGCCCGGCGUCGCCGCCCGCCGAUUUGGCUCAUACUUUGAGGGAAAGUCUGAAACCCCAGAAGAGUUAUGUCUUUUACUGUCAAUCCUGUGGUGACAUCAUAGUAAAAGACCGGAAAUUUCUCAGAGUUCUUCCUCUACCAAGUGAAAACUGGAGUGCUUUGGUUGAUGAGUGGUGUUGUCAUCCUAACCCCUUUGCCAGAAGCACUUUGCACCCUCAGCAGGAUGACUGUUUUCUUGGGGACACUUUUUUUCUGUUGAAUUCAGAAAAUGAAUCACACGUGCCUGAAUCUCCCAUGUGCUGCUCAGAGACUGGACACUAUGCUUCUCAGAGUGGCUCCAACUUGAAAUCAAAGGAAAAUACCAGAGUAAUUUGUAAGCGCUGCAGGACAAUGCUGGGAGAAACAGUAUCAGCAGAUACCGUUAAAUAUUAUGUUACCGAGGUGAUUAUUCGACCAUCUGAGGAAAGCUUCAGCCCAACACCAAGGUCUCAAUUCGUACAGAGGAUGGUUGCUCAGUGUCUUGUGGAAUUGUCCUCUGCUAAAAGCACGUUUAGAUUUGCUGUAAAAGGAGAUGAUGGAAAAAUCUAUAUUCUGAUAUGGCUUUUAAAUUCUGACACGUUGCUCGUGGAGUCUUUAGGAAGUUCCUCCUCCCACAGUAUUUUUACACUGUUUGGAGAUAUUUUCAUGCCUAACUCUGGACCAGUGGGGACCUGGAGUGCUGUCAAAGUCCUUUACCAGCCGUGCAUUAAAAGCAGGAAUAAGGACCUCGCUGAUGCAUGGGAAGAUGACAUUGGAGUUCAUCCUUUAAAGCUUCCAUCAGAAACGUGUAUGGAAUUACUGCUGAUACUGGGUUUGAGUACCAUCUCUCUGCCACCUUCACUUCGAUGCAUGAACUCUUUUCAGCACAGUGAACAGAAAAUGUCCUGUAUAUUGAAUUCUUAUGAUGAUAUAUGGGGCUGUUCAGCACAUUCUCUCUCGCUGCUGUUGUUGUGGGAAACCAAGCAUUUUACUUCACGCAUCAAGACACUAUUCGUAAGACCACAGACUGUAACAAGAGUUUUCAGAGUUAAGUAGAUCACGGUUUUGUUUUUACUUUUACAGUUGCAUGAAAUUGAAAGAAGAUUGUGAUUAAGAACUGCUGAGCAGUUUCAAAAUUUUGUUUGAAAUAGCCCUUUAUAUUCUUUGUGGCUGCACCCGAUGCCACUGGUAGCUUAUCAGCGUACUGACCCCUUUGGUUAAGAGAAGUAGAGCCAGUGUUAAAGAAAAAACAAAAAGUGUUCAUUCUGUUGCUGCAGUAAGCAUUCCUAGAGGUGUCUCUGAAGGAAAAACUCAUUGGCAGUUACUUUGCUUCUGAAAAAGAGAGGGGGAAAAAAAAAAAAAGUUGGUCAUAGAGCAGUCUGUGAAGUUCUCUAUCAUUUAAAGUCUUUUAAUCAAGUGCAGAAAACUUCCUAAAAGUGAGAGGUUUAGAGAUAUAAAGUAGCAAGUUGCUCAGAAAACAUAAGAAUGAAUAAAUACAGUAUUCAUUAUAGUUUAAUGACUCUAGUAUAUGAGUAUCAAAAGUACCCAAAAGACUCAUGGAAGGCAAAAUAUAAAAUUACUGCUGUCUCUCUGGUUUACACAUGGUCUGAACUAAAGUGUGCCUUGAUAUUCAGUGAUUCAGUGUUUUUUAAUAUUGAUACUUUUA